Dermochelys coriacea (leatherback sea turtle) is the source of this 2632-nucleotide messenger RNA. RefSeq names its product tetratricopeptide repeat domain 23 like (gene TTC23L). Gene Ontology annotation, molecular function: protein binding. Lineage: Eukaryota; Metazoa; Chordata; Testudines; Dermochelyidae. The transcript has 12 exons. The record is from RefSeq and is a predicted model, not a curated record.
CACCAAGGCGACCGCGUGGGGGUGGGGCCUGUCAGAAAAGCCUCUAUUGUGGCCUCCCCAGGGUAAAGGAGCUGGGGAAGGAGCCUGUUCACUUGCUUAUUGGAAUUGUCACUAAAAGAACCUGCCUGGGACUGACUGAGCCUUUCCUGGAGGAAGCAGCCGACCAAACCAGCCUGUCAGCUGAGAGCAGCGCCCAGGCCCUGCUCUUCUUGGCCGUCAUCCCCAGUGCAGUGAGCAGUUUUAGGCAUAGUCAUUUCGGACCUCCAUAGAAUUUCUUGGUAAGAAGAUGUUGCAAGAUAGCCUGAUAUAUAUCCCUACAGAUUCAAGCCAUAGUGCUGUGGACUCUCACUUGUCCCAGGAAAUCUGCACCACUGCCUCUGAACAUCUGGAUGAGUCAAACAAUGAGAGUACAGCGAGAGAUAGUGAAGGAGAAGAAAAGAAAAUGAGGGAAAAGGCACUGCCUAUGGACUGUGCUCCAGCACCAAAUGAGAAAUUAGAACAAGCACAGAAGAUGGCUGAAAAGUUCAUUAAAGAAAAAGAGUUCAGGUCUUAUUUUCAGUUUGAAGUUGCUGAUGAUGUUUUUGUUAGCAAGCUCAUUCAUUGUCUUCUCCUAGGUCUUCCUGCACAGGCCAUAGAGCAUGCUGAAUCAGCCAAACGUACCAUGCUGACAGGGAUUCGUAUGCCUCCAGCAACUCCAGAGGACAAAAGAGAAAUAUUAGGAACUCUUGUGACUAUCUACUAUACCUUGGGCAUAGCACAUCUGGCACAAAACAAUGGCAAAGAAUCCUAUCUCAGUCUGCAGAAGGCAGAGAGACUCAUGGAAGAACUUCAAGAACUGGAUGGGAGAGUAAUCAUGGGAUUAAAAAUAGUCAUUGCAUUGGGCAGGACAUGUUUGCAGCAAAACAAGUUUGACUUUGCUGCGGGUUAUUUUGAAAAAGCUGUUGAUGCAGUAAUUUUAACUGAAGGCGAUACGGCUCCAGAACUGAUCAAUCUUUAUCAGAAAAUUGCCCAAAGUGAGCAACUGAAGAAAAACCAUGGAAGAGCCAUAGCAUAUUUAUUACAGGCCCAUUACAUUUGUGUGGCUCUGCACAAGCAACUUAAUGUUGAAGCUGCUCAGAUGGGCUUGUUGCUGGGCAAAACUUAUGCUGCAACUGGAGACCAGCAGCAUGUUGGGGUGGAUGAAAUGUAUUUUACAGAGAGUCUGGUUGCAUAUCAGGCAGCACUGAGUGCAAAGGAUUCCCUGACACUUACUGCCAUUGAGGAAUUCAGAAAAUGGCUUGUACGUGUAGGGAAAAACUAGCAGGCCUACAGGCUGUUGAAAGAUUCAUUGAAGUCCAUCAUAGACACCUAUGGUGAUUUUAGUGAGAAGGCAGCUGAAACUUACCAUAUCAUGGGCAGUAUGAGAGAGAUGAGAGAGGCUUACCAGCUGUUCAGUAAGUGUUUGCAGAUUCAAAUAGCUGUUUAUGGGCCUCGCAACAGGAAACCGAAAGAGAUGCAAGAGCUCCUGAACGCAUUAGAGAGGUCUCCAACUUUCCAUGAAGGGAACAGACUUGUGAAGUAGAAAAGACAGAUGGUGCUAAAUCAGACUGUUGGCAAAAAUCUUGGAUCCUUAGCAAUUGUGACAGCAGAUGAAACCAGAAACUAAGUUGGAGGAUUAAUUGGAGAACUCAAGUACAUUGUAUUUGUUAUAAUCAACUCAACAGAAAGUUCUGUAAAUGUUUGCUUUAGUUUAGGAAAAAGCAUCAACCUUCCAGAUAAACUUCCCCCUCCUAUUCUCCUUUCAUUUUCUUUCUUACUGUAUUUUGAAGGUCUGGGUCUAACGGUAGCACAUCAGAUGUUUUACUGAGUAUUAAAAAAAUGGGCAUAAAUUACAACAGUUGUGAAUGCAGGACUCCCUUUGGAAAAGUUAUUGGAAUACAUGGUGACGCAUAUUUAAAAAUGUCUUUUGAAGACAUUCUAAUAGUACUUUGGUGAAUGAAUGCAGAAUAUACCCAAUGGAGAAAAACAGAUUGGAUUAUUUUUUCCCCGGGCUAUUGGUACACUGGCCUUUUUAUAAUCUAACACACAAAGUAAAUUUGGUGUGUUAAAUUUAGUCUACUUUUAGCGCUUCAGCUAAGAAGGCUGAAUGCCUCCUUUUAAUGUGAAAUUCCUCUUAAUGCUUUGCCUUCACUACAAAAUCUUCAUCUUAGAACACAGAUAUGAAAAGUUGAGUUUGCUAGUACUUGCUAGUUGAGUUUGCUAGUGCUGACCACAACUAUGCAUUUAAUGUUAGACAGUGUUAUCAUGAUUUAGAAGCCUAAGCCACUUUGAAAAUGGGUCUUAAGCACUUUUGAAAAUGUGAUCCAAAGACAAGUCACAUUUUAUCAUUGUGGAACUUAAGUCAUUAAACCCAGGAUUCAGCUUGAGGCAUGGGUGCUUGUCUGAGCCAAGAAGGAUUGGGGCCAACAUGCACUACAUUCCAGUGAUCUUAUUUGCAUAAUAGCCACUAGCCACUUAUGACAAAGACCAUAACACCCACCCCCCCGGAGGGUUUCACCAUGUUUGUGGACUCCUCCACUAUUAAUUUAGAGGAGCUGAGGUCUGUGCUCCAUAAUGGCACAGAGACCUUAGCAGAGGCCAGGCCCCCAAGAUG